AUGGACUAAAUUUAUAAAAUAUUUUCUUAAAAUAGAUAUACACAUGUUGGAUUAACAUUAAUAAUUGAAUCUUAUUUGCGUAUUUAUUCAUUUUAAUUAUUUGUAUGGACUGAAAGUGAAUUCUUAAACCAUAAAUUUUGA
Molecule: messenger RNA, 141 nt
Organism: Paramecium octaurelia
Lineage: Eukaryota; Ciliophora; Oligohymenophorea; Peniculida; Parameciidae
Source: the annotation of a GenBank genome assembly